This is a messenger RNA of Artibeus jamaicensis (Jamaican fruit-eating bat), 348 nucleotides long. It is a transcript of the gene TERB2, whose product is annotated as telomere repeat binding bouquet formation protein 2. The record is from RefSeq and is a predicted model, not a curated record. Gene Ontology annotation, cellular component: nuclear inner membrane. Gene Ontology annotation, biological process: homologous chromosome pairing at meiosis; meiotic attachment of telomere to nuclear envelope. The transcript is spliced from 4 exons. Lineage: Eukaryota; Metazoa; Chordata; Mammalia; Chiroptera; Phyllostomidae. The annotation marks the transcript as partial.
AUGUUUCGAGGACAGCGGGGUUGGUUCUGCCGCAGCGUCAGCCGGGACCAGAGGCAAUUCUGGGUGGCCGAAGGGGGGACGAUCAGUGACGUGAGGGCCGCAGACUUCCUGUUCAGCUGUGACGCUUCCCACCCAGACACGCUGAGAAUAUAUCAGAGCCUUGAUUACACAGACGACAAUGCUACAGUUUUUCAUGCCUACUAUCUUUCUGCAGUAGCUAACGCUGAAGUUAAAAAUUCUGUGGUUUUAGGUCAUUUUCUUCUUCCUCCUGCAUGCGUGCAAGAAGAAAUAAGAAGAAAAAUUGGUAGCUUUAUUUGGGAACAAGACCAACAUUUUCUGACAGAAAAG